This is a messenger RNA of Seriola aureovittata, 2271 nucleotides long. Its product is annotated as zinc finger protein OZF-like. The record is from RefSeq and is a predicted model, not a curated record. Gene Ontology annotation, molecular function: RNA polymerase II cis-regulatory region sequence-specific DNA binding; DNA-binding transcription factor activity, RNA polymerase II-specific. Gene Ontology annotation, cellular component: nucleus. Gene Ontology annotation, biological process: regulation of transcription by RNA polymerase II. The transcript has 2 exons. NCBI's taxonomy places the organism in Eukaryota, Metazoa, Chordata, Actinopteri, Carangiformes, Carangidae. The coding region runs from base 275 to 1801 and encodes 508 amino acids.
ACACUCAAUAGAUCAAGAACAUUUCUGCAACAACUGAAGAAAGUGACGGAAAAAUGGAGCUACCUUGUUUUAUUCUCCCGUUCCCCUUGACACCAAGUGAAGAGCGGAACGAUAAGCUGACUUGCUCGCACUGCCGGAACUUCGCAGUGUGACACCCAGCGGAAGUAAACAGAGGACGCGCUAGCAGCGUUAGCUCUGUGGAUGUGUGAUGGCAGCUUGAAGACGGUGGUGUGGUCGUAACUCAGCUAAAUAUUCCAGCUGUAACGAAGCAGCGAUGUCUUCUCUUCAGUAUCUGAGAGAGUUCGUCAACGAGCGACUAACUGCUGCUGCUGAAGAAAUAUUCGGAGUCUUUGAGAAAACCGUCGUCCAGUACGAGGAAGAGGUCGGUCGUCAGCGCAGACUGCUGGAUAUCGUUUUAAAACCUGGAAUUAAGUUACACAGGACAGAGCUCCCACAGCAACAUGUCUGCCAGGACGAGGAGGUUCUCACUGACCAGCAGCUCUGGAACCAGGAGAGAAACUCCUGUCUGGACCAGGACGACCCAGAACCACUACAGAUUAAAGAGGAACAGGAGGAAAUCUGCACCAGUCAGGAGGGAGAGCAGCUUGUACUGAAGCUUGAGACUGAUACCUUUAUGUUGACUCUUGAUCAUGAGGAAAGUGACCACAGUGAACCAGAAAGUAACCACCAGCUCCUCUCUCACACCUCUCCUGUAGCCGAGAGCCAAGAUCAGACAGGAAGUCAACAUGUGGACUCAGGCUCAACUACCGAUGCAGACUCAAAGCCACAUGAGAGACAUCACAAAACCAAGAGUCUCAGUGACAAUGAACACAACUCUCCCAUGUCAAAGACUGAGUCUAAAACUCACAAACGUGAAAAGUCUUUCAAAUGUGACACUUGUGGAAAAGCAUUUGAUUAUAGGUACAAAUUGAACAAACAUAUGAAAAUCCACACAGGUGAGAAACCGUGUGUGUGCAAAACAUGUGGGAAGAGUUUCCGAAGUAGAACAGGUUUUUUUAAACACAUAAGAACUCACACGGGUGAGCUCCCUUUCCCCUGCAGCAACUGUGGGAAAAGAUUUAUUGAUAUGUUAACACUGAAAAAGCAUAUGACAACUCACACAGGUGAGAGGCCAUAUUCUUGUGAAACAUGUGGCAAAAGUUUUGUACGUAGUACUGUCUUGAAGGUCCACGUUAGAACUCACACAGGUGAGAAGCCAUUUUGUUGUGAAACCUGUGGGAAAAGAUUUAGUGACAGUUCAUCAUAUAAAAUUCAUAUGAGAAUGCAUACAGGUGAGAAGCCAUAUUCUUGUGAAACAUGUGGGAAAGGGUUUGUAUCUAGUGGUGACUUGAAAGUCCACAUAAGAACUCAUACAGGUGAGAAGCCGUACCCCUGCAACACCUGUGGGAAAAGAUGUAUUGACAAGUCUACAUUGAAAAAACAUAAAAGAGUUCACACAGGUGAGAAGCCACACUCCUGCAACACCUGUGGGAAAAGAUUCAUUGACAAGUCUGGAUUAAAAAGGCAUAUGACAACUCACACAGGUGAGAAACCAUAUCCUUGCAAAAUAUGUGGGAAAAAUUUUGUACGUAGCAGUGUCUUGAAAGUCCACCUAAGAACUCACACAGGUGAAAAGCCAUAUUCUUGUGAAGAAUGUGGGAAAAGUUUUGUAUGUAGUAGUACCUUGAAAGUCCACAUGAGAAGUCACACGGGUGACAGGCCAUACACCUGCGGCUCCUGUGGGAAAAGAUUUUGUCAUUUGUCAGCCUUGAAAAAGCAUGCAAGAAUUCACACUGGUUAAAAGUCGUAUAUUUACAAAACACAUAGGGGAUCUUUCAGAGAUUAAAAAAAAAAAAAAACUUUUAUAAUUACCCUGAUCAUCAUUGGGUGAGCUCCAGUCAGUUGCUAAUGAUUGAGCAUGUGCUGGUAUGAGCAAGCAUUCUGAACUUUGGCCAAACACUGAUGGUCAGCCUGGGAAAGAAAUUCAGCCAUGUUAUGACACUUGAAUAGUGCCAAUUUAAGGAUUCUCAGGAGAAGCAGAGGGUGCAGUCUAACCCUCUGUUUCUGCCAGUCUGUGUGGAGUUUUGAAUGGAAUUAUUUGAGACUGCAGACAAGUGACUGGCAGCAACAUAACUGAGUGCAUGGAAGGAACAAUGUACAGGUGGUUGCAUGACACCCUGGAUUUAUAUGCUUGAACAUGUAUGUGGCACAGUAUCUUACUUUAACGUAUUACAUUGCCAACAAUAAACUACCUUCAUUUGUUCCCUUUUA